CCAAUCAUCUCUAAUCUCCUCCUCUUUUUAAAUCCCUCCCUUCACUUAAUUGCAAACCCACAUCAACUCCAUCUCUCUACUCUCUCUCUAGAAAAUGGCUACCGAAGAAAUCGUCUCUGCUCCGGCUCCUCUCCCUCCUCUUCCUCAAUAUCCAGAGCUGAUUUUGGCUGCAAUUGAAGCGGUGGACGAGAAAAACGGAGCGAACAAGACGACGAUAUCGAGACACAUCGAGGGAAUCUACGGUCAGCUACCGGCAGCUCACACGACUCUGUUGUCUCACCACUUGAACAGGAUGAAACAAUCAGGAGAGCUCGUGUUGUACAAGAACAACUACCUCAAGCCUGAUCCCAACGCGCCGCCUCGCCGCGGUCGUGGCCGGCCUCCCAAGGCCAAAGCGUUGCCUGAUCCGGACGCGGUUGCGUCGCCGGUGAGGCCACGUGGACGGCCGCCGAAGGUUGUAGAUCCGGAGGCCCCGGCGCCUGAGGCGAAGGCGAAGAGUCCGAGUGUGAGUGGGAAGAAGCGCGGGAGGCCGAAGAAGUCGGAGAAGAAAGAUGAUGACGUGGUGGAGGCGGAGACAGAAACGGUGGCGGAGGCGGAGACAGAGACGGUGGCGAAGGCGGAGACAGGGGCGGCGCCGAGUGCACCGUCGAGAGGAAGAGGACGGCCGCCCAAGGUGAAGCCGGAGGCGACUGCUGUGGUGGAGGCUUUAUUGUAAUUUUAGAAAAAGAGUUGUAGUUGUAGGCGGUGGAGUGCUGGUUAAUCGAUGUUUUAGUAGUAAUAUUAAAUUUAAAAUUUAAAAUUAUGGUUUUAGUGGUAUUCAAAGCUUGGUGUUAGUCGGUUAAUUAGUCAGGCGAGUAGAAAUUGAAUUACUGAGGCUGCUGACUGUUA
Daucus carota subsp. sativus is the source of this 888-nucleotide messenger RNA. RefSeq names its product HMG-Y-related protein A. Gene Ontology annotation, molecular function: double-stranded DNA binding; nucleosomal DNA binding. The record is from RefSeq and is a predicted model, not a curated record. NCBI's taxonomy places the organism in Eukaryota, Viridiplantae, Streptophyta, Magnoliopsida, Apiales, Apiaceae. The transcript is spliced from 2 exons. The coding region runs from base 95 to 715 and encodes 206 amino acids. Gene Ontology annotation, cellular component: nucleosome; chromatin; nucleus. Gene Ontology annotation, biological process: nucleosome assembly; regulation of DNA-templated transcription; chromosome condensation.